Aureococcus anophagefferens is the source of this 2822-nucleotide messenger RNA. RefSeq lists its product as hypothetical. The annotation marks the transcript as partial. The record is from RefSeq and is a predicted model, not a curated record. NCBI's taxonomy places the organism in Eukaryota, Pelagophyceae, Pelagomonadales, Pelagomonadaceae. The transcript has 7 exons.
AUGAGCUGCGCCGCACGCGGUCGUCUUCGUCGGUGGUACUACCUCCAGCAGCCGCCGCUCGCGCUCGGCGGGCUGGAAGACGUGACGCUGCGCGGGGGCCACGAAGCCGUCGUCUCCGCCGGCUCGAGACUCGACGACGACUGCUGGAUCGAGCAAGCCGCGAACGUCUGGUCGUGCGCUCUUCCCGAGGCUCAUGUGUCGUUCCGCACGUUGAUGGUCGGCGGCAAGCGGGCCAGCCGAGCGCGCACGCCGGACGCGCGCGACGACCCCGCCGCGCCCGAGCAGUACUUUUACGCGAACCAGACGUCGUUCGUGCGCGACGACCUCUGGGCGUUGACGCUCGCGACUUCGACGGCGGAGCCUGUUCAUGAUUCAUUUCGUAGCAGCGCCAUGGUCUGGCCGCACUCGGGCUGGAACAACUUCGAGGCGACGCUUCAGUUGGCUUCGAACGCCACGCUCGACUGGUUGGAGCUGCACGGCGUCUCGACGACGACGAGCACGUGGUUCGAGCUCUCCUGCCCGGCCGAGGCGGACAAGAACUGUACCGGCUACGACGGCAAACUUGCUCCGGGCGCUAGACUUUACGCGUACGGUUCUCGUGCGUUUUUGACGGACGGCGACGAGUGGGCGCGCGACGGAGACGUGCUCUACUUGUACUCGUCGAUGGGCGCGCCGCGGCAAGUCGUCGUGCCGCGUGCGACGACUGUGAUCGCCGUGGAGUCCUCGAAGGAGGUUGUGAUCGAGAGCGUGACGUUCAGCGACACGGAUGCGCGAUACCUCGGAUUCCAGAACGGGUUCUCCGUCGACGCGGAGUCCAUCGGCAUUCCUACCGAUGCGGCUCUUCACGUGUCUGGAAGCAGUGGCGUCAAAAUCGAGAACUGCGUCUUCUCUGAGCUGGGCGGCGGUGGCGUCACGGCAACGUCGACGACGGAACUCUCUGUCUCGAAUUCGACGUUCGCGCAUCUCGGUCAAUCUGGUGUUGCGUUGGUGGGCAACGGCACGACCAGGACGACAGGAGCUGCCAUCACCAACAACUCGAUGACUGGCGUCGGGGAAGUUUUCGCUUCUGCUGGCGGCGUCUUUUGCUCGUGCUGUGCGCACGCGGUCAUCUCCGGCAAUCGCAUCGAUAAUUCCAGCAGAUGGGGCAUCGCUAUUCGGUCGAACGCUGCUGAAGGGGCACGGUCUACGAACAACACUGUGGUCGGGAACCGACUGCGGUACUUGGGAUUGACGACGAAGGACUUCGGCGGAAUUUCGUUGAUUGCCUAUCCGGGCGCGUCUCCAGACGACUCGGUGAUCCUGAACAAUCGCGUGGUGGAUGUCAUUGGCGCCUGGUCUUCCUGGAUUGAUGGGGGCCCGAAACUGACUUCGCCCUUUAUGAGCUUUGGAAUCUAUCUCGACAAUGAGGCGUCCGGCUACGCGGUUCGAGGGAACGUCGUCGCGCGGACGGAGGCAGCGAGCGUCUUCUUUCACAAUGGCUUUGGCAACACUGUCGAGAACAACGUCUUCUACGGCGCCACGAACUCGAACACUACGACCGGGGUCUUGAUGGUGCAGGCCUUGGGCAACUUUACGCGGGCGAACGUUUUUCAGCGGAACGUAGUGGCUUUUUCGUCGGCCGUGCCGCAAGGGAGACUGUGGAACAAGGCUCAAUGGAAGCGGAGUGGGUUGGCUUUUGCUGACUCCAACGUGUAUUGGGCCUUUGAUGACCGAUCCUUCUUCGGCAAUGGCAAUUUGACUGCCCUCGGGAACUGGUCAUCGUGGACUUUGACCUACGACCGGGCAUCUGUCAUUGGCGACCCUCUCUUCGUGGAUGCUGCUCACGAUGAUUUCUGUUUGAAGGCCGAUUCGCCUGCUUUUGGUCUCGGGUUUGAUGCUCUCGAUGUCGAUGCAAAAAAUAAAGUGGUGUUGGUUAAGCCUGUUUGCGCGAUCAGGUUGCGGCAUGGGGUUAGGGUCAGGGUUAAAAAUAGGGUUAGGGUUAGCAUGAGGGUUAGCAUGAGGGUUAGGUUAGGGUUAGGGUUAGGGUUAGGGUUAGGGUUAGGGUUAGGGUUAGGGUUAGGGUUAGGGUUAGGGUUAGGGUUAGGGUUAGGGUUAGGGUUAGGGUUAGGGUUAGGGUUAGGGUUAGGGUUAGGGUUAGGGUUAGGGUUAGGGUUAGGGUUAGGGUUAGGGUUAGGGUUAGGGUUAGGGUUAGGGUUAGGGUUAGGGUUAGGGUUAGGGUUAGGGUUAGGGUUAGGGUUAGGGUUAGGGUUAGGGUUAGGGUUAGGGUUAGGGUUAGGGUUAGGGUUAGGGUUAGGGUUAGGGUUAGGGUUAGGGUUAGGGUUAGGGUUAGGGUUAGGGUUAGGGUUAGGGUUAGGGUUAGGGUUAGGGUUAGGGUUAGGGUUAGGGUUAGGGUUAGGGUUAGGGUUAGGGUUAGGGUUAGGGUUAGGGUUAGGGUUAGGUGCCGUUGGAUGGUCGUUGAGGUCCGUUGGAAGGCGGGUGGGAAGUGGGGGCCAGGGGGGUGGGCGUGGAGUAGAAGGGUUAGGGUUAGGGUUAGGGUUAGGGUUAGGGUUAGGGUUAGGGUUAGGGUUAGGGUUAGGGUUAGGGUUAGGGUUAGGGUUAGGGUUAGGGUUAGGGUUAGGGUUAGGGUUAGGGUUAGGGUUAGGGUUAGGGUUAGGGUUAGGGUUAGGGUUAGGGUUAGGGUUAGGGUUAGGGUUAGGGUUAGGGUUAGGGUUAGGGUUAGGGUUAGGGUUAGGGUUAGGGUUAGGGUUAGGGUUAGGGUUAGGGUUAGGGUUAGGGUUAGGGUUAGGGUUAGGGUUAGGGUUAGGGUUAGGGUUAGGGUUAGG